AUGAGAAGAUCAUCUUUAUCAGUUGUUUCAAAUAAAAUAAGUCCUUAUUUAGAAUCGAUCAAAUCUAAAAGAAGCAAUAGUUUUUCAUAUGCGAAAUUGGAUAACACUUUUUGUGAGAUACAAAAUCAAUUGGAAGAUGAAGAAGAUGAAAUAGAAUUAUCUCCAAAACCAUAUAUUAAUAUGCUUUCUGGAUUGAAUAAAAAUAUAGAUAGUAAUAAUAAUAUAGAUAAAGAGUCAAAACAUUCAGAUGAAAUGAAUAGAGAUAAUAAUAAUAAUAAUAAUAAUAUGAAAAUGAAUGAAAAUGAUGAUGAUGAGUCGUUGGAAUCUGACGAUGACAAUGAAUGUACAUCGGAGGCAAUCUUUAAAAAAGGUGAUUUCCUUUUGAAAUCGGUAGAGAACACUCCCAUUCCACCGAGGAAUGGCAAAAUGGAUAGUAGACUUGCAAAGAUAUUGAUGGACAAGAAUCUUAGAUCGUCUCUGAAAGACAAGGCAUUGAUUUCCGACAAACAAAAGUAUUGUGAAUUCCUCUGGAAACGUUAUACCAACUACCGAUAUAUUCCAAAUACCACUAGAUAUAUAAACAAGAUAUUUCAAUAUCAGAAACAGCCAGAGAUUAUAGUUUCCGAUGUUCCUCUCAUCGCCGAAACAUUGGAACAAGAAUUCCAGGAGCCAGCAACCAACUCUUCUUCCUCGGAUUCAUCUUCAUCUUCGGAAUACUCAAUGAAUCCAGAUGCAUCGCCAGUGGGAUUGGUUGACAGAGUGUUUCAUUACAGUAAACAUGUUCCAGUGAAUUUGAAACAAUACAACCCAUCGCCUCUGGAGAAAAGGAGGUUAAAGACCGAUCUUGGAGUGAUCCAUGUGGAAACAUUGAAAACUAUUCCAGAGGAUGUCACUGUGAAAAGCGGUGUUCCUCCACUGGAAUUGAUAAGUCACAACUAUAAAUCGGUGGAACUAGAUGUAACCAGCUUGAAAUGGACGAAAUACAUUCCUCUGGUUACGUUUGCUAUAUCGUUGGCAACCUCGGCACUCGCGAUCCAGUGGCGUACAAUGAACACCUUGUUUUCAACACCGGCAUGGCUAUACAAGAUCUUUGUAUCUAUGUCCUCUGCUAUAUUAGCGCUUGCAAUGACCAUCGAAGUGAUCAAACACCAUUCAGGUGACCUAUUGGUGUAUCAUAGCAAUGUCGCUCUUCCAGAUUGCCGAUAUUUGUAUUGA
Heterostelium album PN500 is the source of this 1215-nucleotide messenger RNA. RefSeq lists its product as uncharacterized. Gene Ontology annotation, cellular component: plasma membrane. Gene Ontology annotation, molecular function: monoatomic cation efflux transmembrane transporter activity. Bases 1 to 1215 code for a protein of 404 amino acids. The record is from RefSeq and is a predicted model, not a curated record. Lineage: Eukaryota; Evosea; Eumycetozoa; Acytosteliales; Acytosteliaceae. The transcript is spliced from 4 exons.